UUCAACUGUCUUCCACCGUUAACCCAUCGGUGAUCGCCUGUUAUCUUUGCUUUCUAUUUGAUGUUUGAUGAUGUCUCUCUGUCUUCCAAUGACGUUAUCUGGUCUGUUUCGUCAUUCCUGGUUUGUUCAUUUUUGUCCGCCAGGAGAAUUACAAGAGUGGAACGGACCGAAACUAAAACGUGGUGACCGGAACACAUAGCCGAAGAUGUACAACAACCCCAGAGACAGAGAGUAACACCUACUCAGAACGACUGAACCCUGAACUACCUCUACGGCAAAUAUCAUCACUCCCUCAACCAUCUCGGUUGACUAACAAGAUCCUGAGAACAGGCCGUAGGGAGAUGGGAUGUUGACAAGAGCCAAGCUUCCAGUCCACCUACUGCUUGGAUCACGUAUGUAAUGGUUACUAAUAGCCUCGUGCAGCUUACCAUCACGGCCAGGCGACCCCUUUAUCCUGCACCGUUCGUUGCUGUGUUGCCGUGGAGCAUUUCACAUGUACUACUUCGUCUGAACUCUGGAAUCUGUACGGCUUUCCAUCUCUGGAUGGUGGUCACGAGACAAAGCCGGCAUGAUGCUUAGCCCGGAAAUAACCCCACCAUCCACAUGCAUGUACAGAUGAUUGUACAAGAGCCUGUCUUCUCAACCUUGGGCAGCUGAUGGUGACGAGAGAUGUAUCAGAAUAUCUUCACGGACCCCUUCGCUUCUGUUCUGCCCAUAUCAUCGAAGCCCAAACCUCCAAAAGCCCACCCAUGGUAGCUUCUCUCAGCUUGAGCAAUCUGACGGAACUAGGCAGGUGAGAGUACUUUACCUAUGCGCUUCGGGGUCUUUAUUCGGCCUCACAGCAAGCUCAAAACUAUCGCCAUUGGAGGGAGGCAAUGGGUGCUGACUCAGUAUGCCACCCGAAACACCCGCAUCUGCUGCAAAACGGCCAACACCAUAAAGAGGAAUGAGGGUUUCCAGAGCUGUAAGCCUUAUUCAUGAUCAUGUAACGAAUCUAAAAACCUAUAUAUAUUUGAGGUGGUGUUGAAGGUCGCAAUAUUUUGGGUGUAAGAAUUAAAUCUUGAUUUGAUCGUGGGGCAGCUUUCCAUCCUGAUCUAGAAACUGAUCGACCAAAGCGUUUGUUACCGUCAUUGUUUGUUUCCCCUCCAAGAGCUAGCUACAUAUCUGAUCAAAGGUACCUUAGCUUUUUGCUUUCUUAUUCAUCACGCAUGCCGGCUGGCUUCAAGUACUAUCAGCCAGACCCCGCCAAUACCGACGCUUUGUCAAUGAUACCGCCGUUCAAAAUGGCGGCAUCGUGUUCGACCCAGGGUGCUGGUAGCCAGAUGAGACAACAGGGUGCGGGGUAUCUGCCGAUUGAGAAUUAUGGCUUGAUUGGAAACAUGAGGACAUGUGCCCUCGUGGGCAUGGAUGGCAGUGUUGAUUACAUGUGUUGGCCCGAGUUUGACUCUCCUUCUGUCUUCUGCCGCCUCUUGGAUAAGGAUAAGGGGGGUUACUUCAGCAUCCAUCCAGCUUCCCAUCUCAAUUGCACCACCAAACAGCAGUACUUGCCUUCUUCCAACAUCCUCCAGACCAGAUACAUUCACGAAGAUGGUGUUGUGGACCUGGUGGACUUCUUCCCUCGACCCAAGAGCUCAAAGGUCAUCUUCAAGGGGCCCAAACAAUCGGCCUAUCGAGAGAUGACUAGCGUUCAAGAAGAGCUCAAGAAAUGGCUCGUCCGACGUGUAGAGUGUAUCCGCGGCCACCUCGAGCUCGACGUCGAGCUCUUCCCGGCCUUUGAGUACGCCACCGAACCACACGAGACCACCAUCGUCCAAGAAACCAACGUCGCCCACGGUUCAACAAGCAAAACCGUCACCUUCCACAGCAAAAACGUCAAGCUCCAACUCGACGUCACCAUCGACCGGGGUGAAGACAACGACGACAAGUACCCCAGCGUCAAGUUCAAAAAAGUCAUGAAAGAAGGCAUGCUCGGCGAAGGCGUGGUAGCCAGCAUCCACGUCCACCCAGGCCAGGCCGUCUCCUUCGUUUUGAGGAACGACCUCCCCAACCACGUAACAGAGAUCAUCUCCCCCGCCGUCCUCGACACCCAGCAACACGACACACAAUCCUAUUGGUACAACUGGAUCUCCCAAUCCAAAUACAAAGGCCGCUGGCGCGAAGUCGUCUCCCGCUCCCUCAUGAUCCUGAAGCUCAUGACCUACGAACCCACCGGCGCCAUCAUCGCCGCCCCCACCUUCUCCAUCCCCGAAGACAUCGGCGGCGUCCGCAACUGGGACUACAGGUUCUGCUGGGUCAGGGACGCAUCCUUCACAAUCUACAUCCUCCUCCGCCUCGGCUUCAAAGAAGAAGCAGACGCCUACAUGGACUUUAUCAACGAGCGCCUCCUCCAAUCCCGCGUCUCCGACGGUGGACUUCCCAUCAUGUUCACCAUCCGAGGCGAGACUGACAUCCCCGAGCGGGAACUUUCCCAUCUAGACGGGUACAAAGGCUCCAAACCGGUGCGCGUCGGCAACGGCGCGGCGUUUCAUCAACAGUUCGAUAUUUACGGCGAACUGAUGGACGCCAUCUACCUCUACAACAAAUACGGCAAACCCAUCCACUACGACGCCUGGGUGACGGUCCGUCAGCUCUUGGAUUACGUCCUGACGAUCCUCGACCAGCCAGACAUGUCCAUCUGGGAAGUCCGCAACAACAAGCAAAACUUCACUUACUCCAAAAUCAUGCUCUGGGUCGCCUUUGACCGGGGUCUGCGGCUUGCCGAAAAGAGGAAUUUCCCUUGUCCUAAUAGGUGGAAGUGGCUGGAGGCAAAGGAUAAACUCUAUGAGGAAAUCAUGGAACGGGGCUACAACAAGGAGAUGAAGUGUUUCGUCCAGAGUUAUGAGAACAACACCAUGCUGGACAGUAGUAUACUUAUCGCCCCGUUGGUGUUUUUUAUUGCGCCGAAUGAUCCGAGGUUUUUGAAUACUUUGGACAGGAUUAUGUUGCCGCCGGAGAAGGGGGGGUUGACGAGUACUGGGUUGGUGUAUAGGUAUGAUACGGAAUUAUCCGAGGAUGGUGUGGGAGGGAGAGAAGGCGCGUUUAGCAUGUGCACGUUCUGGCUGGUGGAAGCCAUGACGCGAGCGUCGGUGUAUGAGCCAAAGUAUCUGGUCAGGGCGAUCAACCUGUUUGAGAACAUGCUCAGCUUCUCGAACCAUCUGAUGAUGUUCAGUGAAGAAAUCAGCAGGAGUGGUGAGCAGUUGGGGAACACACCGCAGGCGUUCUCCCAUCUGGCGCUGAUCAGUGCAGCGUUUAAUUUGGAUAGGGUGUCGGAGUUUAAGCGCUGAACGGUGAGGUAGUAGAUACUUAUGAGGAAAUGAUGAUAUGUAAAGUUCUUGGUUUAUAUGUUUCCGUCUGCAUACCUCGAUUGGUAGCCAUUCACCCUCCCCACAAAA
Messenger RNA from Podospora pseudocomata, 3431 nucleotides. RefSeq lists its product as uncharacterized. Lineage: Eukaryota; Fungi; Ascomycota; Sordariomycetes; Sordariales; Podosporaceae. Gene Ontology annotation, molecular function: hydrolase activity, hydrolyzing O-glycosyl compounds. Bases 1209 to 3323 code for a protein of 704 amino acids. The transcript is spliced from 3 exons. The record is from RefSeq and is a predicted model, not a curated record. Gene Ontology annotation, biological process: carbohydrate metabolic process.